Messenger RNA from Aspergillus homomorphus CBS 101889, 837 nucleotides. RefSeq lists its product as uncharacterized. Bases 219 to 509 code for a protein of 96 amino acids. The record is from RefSeq and is a predicted model, not a curated record. The transcript is spliced from 2 exons. NCBI's taxonomy places the organism in Eukaryota, Fungi, Ascomycota, Eurotiomycetes, Eurotiales, Aspergillaceae.
GUUUAUACAUCGCGAACUACUAUAAACACUCCACUUUGCUCAACUCCACUCGACGCAAACUCCUCCAACAGAGCAGAGCACAUCAGGAUAGUACCUGUGUCUCCUCAUCCCCAUCUACCCUCUUUAUUCGAGAAAUCAAGCCAGACAAUCGAGUCGACAGCUGUUAUCCUCGACCAUCCCUCUGCUCCCUCUUACUUCUGGAAGGAGAUACUAUAAAAAUGGCAGGCUUCAACACAAUCCAACGCCCCGCCUCAGGACCGCUUAGUCCGCGACCCCGAACGGAUCUCCAGCUCGCGGCGGAUGCGUGGAAGUUUGUGGGAAGGCAGGUGCAGAAGGUUCGAAAUCGGAGGCGGGAGAAGAAGGGUUCUGGUGAUAAGACGGAGUCGGGGUCGGUGUUUAGUGAGGCGGAGACGAUUGUUACGGAUGGGGAUCAAGGUACAAUGAAAGAGAGAAAGGAGGAAAAGGAAGAGAAGGAGGAGAAUGUUGAGGGGAAGGAUGGGGGGAAGUGAUGGCAGAUUUCUUUCGUGAUGCGCUUUUCUCUUUUUGAUAUCAGGCGGGUGGAUGGUGUUUGUUUGAUGUGGGUUUGGGGAGUUUGUGGUGCUAUCUUGGGUGUUGGGUAUUUGUAUUACUCUGAUUUGGGUUGGGGUGGACCCGGGAAGGGGGGUCCGGGGUUCUCCCCCGAAGAUACUUAUAUUCUGGUUAUAAGAUUGAGUCAAGCUGGGAAGCUGAAAGAAAAGAGGGGUCCGGGGGUUCUCCCCCGGAACGCUAUAUAGGUGGUUGUGGUUCUAGGGUAGAUGUGCUAGUGAGUUCAAAUGCUGUGUUUGUGAUAUGGGUCUG